AAAAAUAAUGUCGAUAAAGAAGUAUGUGUUCUUAUCGAUCGUCGAUGUAGACAAAAUUUAAAAAACAAAAUAAUUUUCUUGCAAAUUGCGAUUAAUAAGAAUAAAAGAAAUUUAAUAUUAGAUAAUAAGUAAAAUGCAAGUUGCUGAUGACAGUUUGAGGAACGUGGUACUUGCGAUGAGGAUGGUAGGAUCACGUUGAAGAAGGUAUACGUUCCUUCUACAGAAAGGUAUUCAAAAUCGACUGAAAAAUUGUCAAAAAUAGGUGACCAAUUAACUUUUAACGCAAACGGAAAUUAUUAUAACCACAACAACAACAGUAUAAAUUAUUCAAAAAGAUUCGUCAAUGAAUCCUUGCCAUCGUUUUCUUUGGCAAAUAAAAUUAUGAAUUAUGCAAAGGAUUUUGUAAAACCCAGUAAGUCGAGUUUUCAAGAAAGAAAAAAAAUCAUUCAACCAAACACUCGUUCAUCUACAAUAGUAUUUUCGAAUAAUUAUCUUACAUCUAAUCUGAAUCCUCACACAUUAUCAUUUUUUCAACAAAAUAAUCGAAUAUUUACCAAUAAUAAUAUCGAAGGAUCAUCAUUGGAUCAAAACGAUUUAACAUUGAAUCAUGUAACUCCCUUCAAUGAUAGAAAAACUUUGUUACAACCGAAAGAAGAAUUCAUACAAUCCUAUCCAUAUUCUCAAGUAAUCAGUAUGUUACAAUCUUAUUCUAAUUUAAAUGAUAAUUCUAAUCAAAAUGAUUCAACGAAUUUGAAUCAACAUGAUCAAAAAUCUAAUCCGUGUUGUUUCAUUUGUUUACCAAAUGUAUCUAAUUAUAAUUGUCUAAAACAAGAAGAAAGUCAAGAAAAUUUGAAUAUCAAUAAUUUGCAAGAUGUUCAACAAAAUCAAUUGAUAAUAGACACUUACAAUCCACAAAAUACUAUUUACAAAGAUGUUACAAAAUAUAAUAAUGUAACGAAUAAUGUACCUUCUUCUUCUUCUUCUUAUUCUAUUGGAUCGAAUUAUUAUUUCGAACAAGAAUAUAAUGAUAAUCGCAUUAAUUUGGUAAAUCAAUCGAAAUGUUGUUACGUUAAAAAACAAUUAGCUUGUGAUUUCUGUGAUUGUGAUCAAAAUGAUAACGUUUUUAACAUAUUAAAAUAUUCUAAAGGUGGUAGACCGAUUCUUAAACGAAAAUUAUGAUCUCUGGAUAACUUCUUCUUUUUUAAUUUUAAUUUUCUAUUUUAUUUCUUAAUUAGAUUAAUCGUUAUUAAGCAUA
This is a messenger RNA of Polistes dominula (European paper wasp), 1255 nucleotides long. RefSeq lists its product as uncharacterized. The record is from RefSeq and is a predicted model, not a curated record. Lineage: Eukaryota; Metazoa; Arthropoda; Insecta; Hymenoptera; Vespidae.